UAUGGAUGUGUGCUCAUUUCAGAAACACAUGCACUAUGGUGGUCUCACAUUAGACAGUCGAGAGCAAGUAGAUGGACAAGUGGUGAUUGACUUCGAAAGGGCCUUGGAGACGAAGGACCGGGAUCAGGGUCGGGCAGCCAGGGGCUACGGCAGCGAAGAUGAAUCGGAUGAAGAGGAAAAUCUGGCAUGGCGCCCUAAAAUUGACAGUCUGCUUGGAGUCGAUCUUGAGCACCAGGAGAGCUCAACCUGCUACGAAUUUUGCUGCAGGCAGCAACAAGUGUUGACCGACCAGUGGGCAGAGGUCAAGCGCACCGAGGACUACCGCAACAGCCUCGUGCCCGAGGAGCGCUGGCGGGAGCCCUCGCUUGCCAUCGAACCACGGGCCAAAAGCUCCCUGUCACUCGGACGGGCUCUGGGAGAGGAGGAUUACGUUAUUAUGAGCUACCGCGUGUUUGGAUUCAUUCUGCGCAACCGCAAAUGGGCUAAGCUGGAUCUCACGCAUCUCACUUAUAUUCGACGACCUCGGGGAGAAGCUCAGGUUGGGGAGCAGCCUCAAGAGAUGGCCUUUAAUCAGCUGGUGCUUGAUCCAGGGCACAAGAAAAUGCUAUUGUCGCUGGUAGCGCAGCAUUACCGAGACAAAGAGUCUCCGACCGCUGGGAAUGAGCAAGUGGACAUCGUUCGGGGAAAAGGCAAGGGCUUGAUAAUUCUCCUCCAUGGUGCCCCUGGAGUGGGGAAAACCACUACGGCAGAGGGUGUUGCGGAAUUAUUCGAGAAGCCGUUGUUUCAGAUCACCUGUGGCGACCUAGGGAGCACUGCCGAACACGUCGAGCGCGCACUGGAGACCAAUUUUGCCUUGGCCAAUCGAUGGGGCUGUAUUCUGCUGCUGGAUGAGGCAGACGUCUUUCUGGCCAAGCGAUCUCCUCAAGACUUUAUCAGGAAUGGGUUGGUUUCGGUCUUCCUCCGGGUACUCGAAUACUAUGCGGGGAUUCUUUUCCUUACCACAAACCGCAUCGGAGACUUCGACGAGGCGUUCAGUUCUCGCAUUCACAUCAGCCUGCACUAUCCGCAGCUGACCCUUGAUGCUACCACGGAGAUUUUUGAGCUCAAUAUCCGGCUGAUUAGGGACCGGCUUCGACGGAAAAAACGGCUGUUUGACAUUGAUGAGAACGAGAUUCUGGAUUAUGCUAAGAAGUACUGGACCAAGCAUAAAAGGAUGCGAUGGAACGGCCGGCAGAUUCGAAACGCCUGCCAGACAGCUUUGGCCCUGGCUGAGUUUGAUGCUGGAGGCGGAGACCACGAAAAGAUCCUCGAUCCAAACGCUGAGAUCAAGUUGUCCGUCAGUCAUCUCAAAACAGUAGCCCGCGCCUAUCGGGAGUUUAUGUGGUAUUUGAACAAACUGUACAAAACAGACCAGAAUCGCCUGGCUCACAGAAAGGGACUCCGAGCCCCAGAGCUGAAUGGGAAGGAGAUAUACACCUCGGACGAAGAAAUUGGCCCGGGUGAGAGCGAUGAAACCGAUGCAGGAGAAUCCCAUCUUUCAUCCCACAAUCCGGGCAAGCAGCAUCAGUCGGCCCCUAAGCUGACUCCAGCUGCCACAUCGGUCUCGAGCCCCCAGAUGGGAGCUACUAACCUGCCGCAAGCAUACCCAGGUGGGCUUGCUGGGAACUAUCCCUCGGCGAUGGCGCAGGCCCAGGCAGGAUAUCCAUUUUUCAACGCGAUGAUGGGAUCGCCACAACAAGCGCAGCAACAGGAGCCCUUAAUUCAGCACCAGAACGCUCAAAUGAUGCAGAAUAUUAAUCCGGCGUUGUACCAACAGUUCCUCCAGCAGCAGGCCCAGAUGCAGGCGGCGGCCGGGUUUCCAGGGGCUGUGCAGGGCCAGGCAGGCUUCCUGGGAGAUGGUGGGCCUCGCAAGCAGUAAACUUAGGUUCAGCUAUGGGUCUGUUACUCGGAAGCUACCAAGUAUCGUGAAGCUCUGUGAAACGAAUAAAGUCCUUGAAUUCGGAUGAAGACCUCGAGGAUCGCCGACUCGCCAAGCCCAUUGUGGGUCACAUGUUAAGCUAACUAUGUUGGGAAGGUGUCUGUCGUUACCUUAUAGCGUGUCUCUUCUUUCAACAUCAAUCUUUAUCUUUGUCUUGGUUUGCAUUUUGAUUUGAAUUUGAGUUUCAGCUUAGGAUUCGCUGAUUUUGAAUCUUUCUCUUCAGA
This is a messenger RNA of Aspergillus steynii IBT 23096, 2202 nucleotides long. Its product is annotated as ATP-binding protein. The coding region runs from base 29 to 1918 and encodes 629 amino acids. Lineage: Eukaryota; Fungi; Ascomycota; Eurotiomycetes; Eurotiales; Aspergillaceae. The record is from RefSeq and is a predicted model, not a curated record. Gene Ontology annotation, molecular function: ATP binding; ATP hydrolysis activity. The transcript is spliced from 6 exons.